CAUUUAAAAAUUUCUAUAAUAUACAAAUCAUGUAUAUGUGAUGCAAUCUAAUGUUUAUGUAAUUUGAGGUCGUAAGAAAAACAUACUUCCUUAAUAUCAAUAAAGAUUAUUUGAAACGUGUGCAACAAAAUGAAGUAUUCGUUGAGUGAAAGUACAUCGAAGAUUUGAAAGAGAAACCUAAAGUUACAAAUAAAUAAUUUUAUUAGACAAAAUAAUAACUGAAAACAAUUUAGACGAAGUUGAAAAGAAUGAAUGCUAUGUAAACCAAAUAGCAAAAUUAGAGAUUUGCCACAGAUAACACUUUUUACUACGAAUUGAAAAACAAAUCCUAAAAAUAUACGAAUGCGUACGGAAGUACGUUGUGGUUGGGAAGGUUAACAUAAGAAAAUUAUAUAUUUUUUUUUACUUACAAACUGCAAUAAAAUGAGCUCAAUGAAAAUGAAGGUCUUACUUUCAAUCGUAUUUUUGAUAUCAACUUAUUUGGUUAAUACUGACGCACGUUAUCCAUUGAGAAUAUUGGGUUUAUUUCCUCAUCCCGGCGUUAGUCAUUUUCAUUUUUUUCAUCCCAUAAUGCGAGGACUUGCAGAAGCAGGCCAUGAUGUGACGGUAGUUAGUCAUUUCCCAGAUAAAAGCCCACCAGUUCGUUACACAGAUUACGUAUUAACAGGCGUUGAUACAUUAUCCAACAGUGUCGACCUUAAGUUUUUUGAAAAUCGACGUUUUUACAACCAUUUCGUAGAGUUUUUCAUGCUGAAUCAAUGGGGUCAAGAGGCUUGUAACUUCACAUUAAAGUCAGAAGCCUUAGGUCAGGUUCUACGCCAAAAGACUCCAUAUGAUGUGAUAAUAAUAGAACAAUUCAAUACUGACUGCAUGAUGGGUGUUGCACAUAUGCUAAAAGCGCCAGUCAUUGCCUUAAGCAGUUGCGCGUUAAUGCCAUGGCAUUACGAACGGACCGGCAGUCCAAUUAUACCAUCACAUAUCCCGGCAUUAUUCUUGGGUGUUUCUGAAGAAAUGAGUUUUCCAGAACGUUUAGCCAAUUGGAUUACUUUUCAUGGAAUGAAAUUGCUUUAUACUUAUGUGACUAUACCCUCUACCGACAAAUUAUUGCAAAACAAAUUUGGGCAUGAUAUGCCAUCAGUUUCGGAAUUGGUUAAAGAAACUUCGUUGUUCUUUGUAAACCAACAUUUUUCGUUAAGCGGUGUGAAGCCAAUUCCACCAUCUGUUAUUGAAUUGGGUGGUAUACAUAUACAAAAAUCAAAACCACUUUCUGCAGAUCUACAACGUUUUCUUGACAAUGCAGAACAUGGUGUGAUUUUUAUUAGUUGGGGUUCAAUGAUACGUGCAGAAACAUUACCUGCGUCGAAAAGAGAUGCUAUAUUAAGGGCAGUUAAACGAUUAAAGCAGAAAGUUAUUUGGAAAUGGGAAAAUGACACAUUACAAGACAAACCUGACAAUAUGUUGAUUAAUAAAUGGUGGCCACAGAGGGAUAUUUUGUGCCAUCCAAAUGUGAAAGUGUUUAUGACACAUGCUGGCUUAAUGGGCAGCUCAGAGGCAGCGUAUUGUGGUGUUCCCACAGUUGCCACACCAAUGUAUGGUGACCAGUUUCUAAAUGCUGCAGCUAUGAAACAACGUGGAAUGGGUGUAGUACUGCAAUACGAAGACAUGACUGAAAAUAGUAUCAUAAGAGCAUUAAAAAAGGCUUUGGAAAAAAGUUACAUGGACAAUGCAAAACAAAUUUCGCAAUCAUUUAACCAUCGGCCACAAACUGCUUUAAUGACUGCCAUUUGGUGGGUUGAAUAUGUUAGCAAAACAAAAGGAGCACAAUUAACAAAAUCUUCAGCUGUAUAUAUGCCACGUUUUUCUUAUUACUGCUUGGAUAUAUAUUUAUUUGUUACUCUGAUUUUAAGUAUUUCUGUAUAUAGUUGGAUUGUUAUUUUCCAAAAAAUAUGCUCUCGUAAUCGUAAAACUAUCAAAAAGAAAAACGAGUAAUAACAAUAAUUUUUCUAUAGUUUACCUUAUGAAAUUAAAAGACGAAUCAGUAAAAGACAAAGGACAUUACAAUCCUGAUUGGUCAGUUAGUUUGCAUAGAUCUAAUAUAUGCGUUUAAUUCACACAACCAAACUUGCCUACAUCAAUUUAAAAAUAUUUGAACGAUCCUUAAAAAGACUAUUACGGGACCUGUGUACAAGUGUGCUUACAUGUAGUUUUUUAGAAUUUUUAUUUUUCAGUUUUGUGAUCAUUCAAAUUUAUCAAAACUACCGACUAUAACAUAUUACAUGUCCAAGUUUUACCCACCUUUACUAUGUUAGUGGAAUGUUAGCAAAAUAUAUGUGAUAUUUUAUUAAAAAUAUGUAACCUUGUAUUUUUAUAAGAUGUAUCUUGUACCAGUUUAACUAUUGUUAUUUAAUUACAAAGAAAA
Molecule: messenger RNA, 2419 nt
Organism: Teleopsis dalmanni
Lineage: Eukaryota; Metazoa; Arthropoda; Insecta; Diptera; Diopsidae
Product: UDP-glycosyltransferase UGT5-like
Exons: 4
Coding region: 424-1989 (521 amino acids)
Molecular function (GO): UDP-glycosyltransferase activity
Source: RefSeq, a predicted model, not a curated record